Molecule: messenger RNA, 1086 nt
Organism: Diorhabda carinulata
Lineage: Eukaryota; Metazoa; Arthropoda; Insecta; Coleoptera; Chrysomelidae
Product: tRNA (cytosine(38)-C(5))-methyltransferase
Exons: 3
Coding region: 53-1045 (330 amino acids)
Molecular function (GO): methyltransferase activity
Source: RefSeq, a predicted model, not a curated record
AGAAGAAAUAAUACUCUUAAAUUGUGCUCUAUUAUUAUUAAAAUUUAUAAUAAUGAAUAUUUUGGAAUUGUAUAGCGGAAUUGGUGGAAUGCAUCUAGCGUUUGAACAGAGUGGUGUCGCAGGGAAAGUAAAUGCUUCAAUAGAAAUAAACAAUAUAGCUAAUCAAAUAUAUAGAUUAAAUUUCCCUGAAACUAAUUUAAUUAAUACCAAUAUUGAAGGAUUAACUUCGGAUUAUAUUAAGAAGUUGAAUAUAGAUACGAUAUUGAUGUCACCACCGUGUCAACCCUUUACAAGAAACGGCUUACAAAACGAUAUAAAAGAUGCCAGAACCGCAUCAUUUUUUCGAAUAUUAAAACUUUUACCAGAUUUGGAUGUUAAAUACUUACUUAUUGAGAAUGUUAAAGGAUUCGAAAAUUCAGAAAUGAGAAAUAUCUUAAUUGACGUAUUGAUAGAAAACGAUUACAAAUAUCAGGAAUUUAUAAUCAGCCCUCAUCAAAUAGGUGUUCCGAAUUCAAGACAUCGAUAUUACUGUUUAGCUAAGAAAACUGAUUUUUCAUUUGAAACAACUUGUUUGAUGGAAACUUUUCCCAACAUCCAUGAACACAUAGAUUGCUAUAAGAUAGAAAAUAUUAUAGAACAGAAUGUAGACUUUAAGAAGUAUUAUCUAUCUGAUCAAAUUUUAACUAAAUACUGGAGUGUUCUAGAUAUUUGCUACAAAAAUUCAACCAGAUCUUGUUGUUUUACAAAAUCUUAUGGUAGAUUUGUACAUGGUACAGGAAGUGUUUUUACAGAAAAAUCAGAAGAGGUAAUUUUAAAAUUGGUUAAAGAAUUGAAUUCAUCCAAUUUAGAGGAACACGAAAAAUUGGGUUUACUUAAAUCAUUAGGGUUGAGAUUUUUUACACCUAGGGAAAUAUGCAGACUCAUGUGUUUUCCAGAAAAUUUUAUUUUUCCGGAUUAUGUGAGAGACAGGAAAAAAUAUAUGGUUUUAGGAAAUAGUAUAAAUGUUAAAGUUGUAGCUGAAUUAAUAAAAAUUUUAAACGGCUAACAGAAAGUUUAAUAUCGAAAUUAUGAAAAUAAUCAAUAAAA